AUGAAUUCGAACUGGUUUUCUCAGUGGAAUGAGAGGCAACGUGAAGACGAGGAAGAUGAUGAAGAAGAUGAAGAAAAUGAUGCACAGAGGCGAAGAAAUACAACACAAGUUAUGGAAGAAGCAGCUAGCUGGUUGGCUACUAACCCACUUCAACAACAACCUCAAUGGGGUGGUUCUGUUCCAGGUCGCACUACCUGUCAUCGAUCACGUGAGGUAGCUAAUGAAAAAUUGUUAAAUGAUUACUUCGUAGCUGACCCUGUGUACCCUGCCGAAACUUUCAGACGACGUUACAGGAUGAGGCGUGAAGUGUUCCUCUGCAUGUUAGAGCAUGUCCAGACGGCGGAUCCAUACUUUAGGCAGUCACAAGAUUGUGCUGGGCGUCCGGGAUUCUCACCUCACCAGAAAUUGACUUGCGCACUCCGGAUGCUAGCCACUGCAUGCUCGGCUGAUUCCUUCCGUAUGCCGGAAUCAACAACCAUUGAGAAUCUUAGUCGAUUUUGUGGUACCAUUGUCACCAUUUAUCAAGAACGCUAUCUUCAGGCUCCUACAACAGAGGAUCUAAAUAUGCUCCUACAAAGAGCCGAGCGACGAGGGUUUCCUGGAAUGAUAGGUUCUCUUGACUUCAUGCAUUGGCAGUGGAAGAAUUGUCCAGUGGGAUGGCAGGGUAGCUUUAGCGGCAAAUAA
Molecule: messenger RNA, 684 nt
Organism: Rosa rugosa (rugosa rose)
Lineage: Eukaryota; Viridiplantae; Streptophyta; Magnoliopsida; Rosales; Rosaceae
Exons: 1
Coding region: 1-684 (227 amino acids)
Source: RefSeq, a predicted model, not a curated record